Phragmites australis (common reed) is the source of this 2053-nucleotide messenger RNA. RefSeq names its product putative glycerol-3-phosphate transporter 1. Gene Ontology annotation, molecular function: transmembrane transporter activity. NCBI's taxonomy places the organism in Eukaryota, Viridiplantae, Streptophyta, Magnoliopsida, Poales, Poaceae. Gene Ontology annotation, biological process: phosphate ion homeostasis; transmembrane transport. The transcript has 4 exons. The record is from RefSeq and is a predicted model, not a curated record. Gene Ontology annotation, cellular component: membrane. Bases 325 to 1875 code for a protein of 516 amino acids.
CGCUUUGGAGGUCACGGCCGAGGCGCCCCAGAAAGCUGCCCUCCGCGGUCCGCGCCCCGCACGCGCCUCCCUCACGGCUCCGAGCGGUCAAGAACAACUGCUGUUCCCUCGGACAACUUCAAGGACAGAGGCGGCGGACACUUCUCCUAGAUUGAAAGUUGGAAAAGCUCGCUCCUUCCCCUUCUCUUUUGGUGAUUCUACGGUGGAUUGGUGCCUUCAGGCUAUCAUGACAAUACCUUCACCAGUAAGGCAAAUAGCAUAAUAUUGGCUGGCCUUCUCCGUGGCUUGAGUUAUCUUUGCGCAGAAAUCAAUUCAGGUUCAUUCAUGGGCUCCUCAAGUGAACAGAGAAACAAAAUGCGUAGCAAAAAGCCCCUGGGAAUUCAGCUUUUUGAGAAUGUCCGGGGGAGUCCUCUCUCUUUCAGAUCAUGCCAGGCUCUUGUAUUAGUACUGACAUUCUUAUCAUAUGCUAGCUAUCAUGCCACUAGAAAAACUACAAGCAUUGUUAAGAGUGUUCUUGAUCCUAAGACAAACCUAGGUAUGUUGCACUGGCCCAGUCAUCUGUAUCUUGAAAAGUUAAAAGGCGCAGAGAACAAUAUGACUCUCUCUAGUGGUUGGGCUCCGUUCAAUGAUGAAGAUGGAACCGCGUUGCUUGGCGAGAUUGAUUUGGCUUUUCUUGGUGUAUAUUCAUUUGGCAUGUUCUUUGCUGGCCAUUUGGGCGAUCGAGUGGAUCUAAGGAUCCUGCUGACUAUCGGAAUGAUCGGCACUGGAUUGUUCACUGCUGCUUUUGGAGCUGGAUACUGGUUCAAUAUACACAACUUCUACUACUUUUUGGGCAUGCAGAUGAUUGCUGGCUUGUUUCAGUCUUCUGGAUGGCCUUCAGUGGUUGCAGUAAUUGGUAAUUGGUUUGGGAAGAGCAAGAGAGGACUAAUAAUGGGAAUUUGGAAUGCUCAUACAUCUGUAGGAAACAUAUCUGGCUCUUUAAUUGCUGCUGCAAUGUUGAAGUUUGGAUGGUCUUGGUCCUUCGCGGUGCCUGGUAUCAUGAUUUCACUAGUUGGGCUCACAGUGUUUCUGUUCUUGCCUGUUAGUCCUGAUGUGAUUGGAAUUGAGUUGGAUCUCCACUUGAAGGACACUGAAAAGAAUGACAUGGACGCCCCUUUGUUGGAAGGACGCUUAGAUGUAAAAGAAAAGGCAGUUGGAUUUAUUGAGGCGUGGAUAAUUCCUGGUGUAGCUCCUUUUGCUCUCUGCCUUUUCUUCUGCAAGCUUGUGGCUUAUACAUUUCUGUAUUGGCUUCCCUUUUAUAUCAGCCACACAGCCAUAGGUGGACAGUAUUUGUCAGACUCCUCAGCUGGGGUACUAUCAACUCUGUUCGACGUGGGUGGCGUUGUUGGCGGCAUCCUCGCCGGCCACAUCUCCGACCACCUCGACGCCCGGGCACUGACGGCCGCGAGCUUCACCUUCUCCGCGAUACCGGCGCUCUUUUUCUACCGAAUAUACGGCAGCGUCUCGCUGAUCUGGAACAUCGCCCUCAUGUUCGUCACCGGGAUGCUGGUGAACGGGCCCUACGCGCUGAUCACCACGGCCGUCUCCGCGGACCUCGGCACGCACAGCUCCCUGAACGGCAACUCCCGCGCGCUGGCCACCGUCACGGCGAUCAUAGACGGCACGGGGUCGAUCGGCGCCGCGGUCGGCCCGCUGCUGACGGGGUACAUUUCUGCCAAGAGCUGGAGCGCCGUGUUCACAAUGCUGAUGGCGUCGGCCCUCGUCGCGGGGCUGCUGCUGUCGAGGCUGGUCGUGGCAGAGGUUGUUGCCAAGAUGGAGCCCCGAAGGCCUGCUCCCGCUAGCGACCUGCCGGUGUCCUCUAUGGAUGAACCUUAGGCUGUGGAGAUGGCAUAGCCUAGUGUGUUUUCGUGUUGUAGUGGAAGUAGCGGGAGAGCAAGCAGAUCACCUCUAAUUUUAGGCCUGAGGAGUAGGUGCCCUUCUGUCCCAGAACUGUAGGAUCUUGCUCCUGGUGCGUUGUGCUUGUGCACCUUGGUAUAUGUAUAUGGAAUGCCUG